UUUCCCAAGCCAAGCCCUAAAAAGAGCAGGAGAGCGUCGGAUACUCCUAUCAGUCGCUCAGUCCCUCCCAUAAGAAAAUCGUCACAGAAUCCUUUUCCUUCCCUUGGUCUCUCCUCUUCUCUUAAUUUCCCUCUUUAUACGGUCGAGACUCUGCACCUUUUUUUUUUCCCCCGUUCUUCUUCUCUUACCUCUCCACUUCUCCCAUUUUCGGCGACUGCUCUCAGAGAUGGGUUCCGUAUCUCUGCUAAAACCCCAUAUUCCUUUGGGAAAUCCUAACCUUUUCUUCCCCUCCUCUCCUCGAUUCCCAGCUUCUUGUUUUCCCAUCAUUUCUAGCAGAGCGGCGAAGCUACGUUGCGAGUUUGAGUUGAAGGGAAACGGCGCCCUCUCGGGCGACACCGAUCCUCGUGUAAUAGACCGGCAAAAAGCACUGGAAGCAGCAAUGAAUGAUAUAAACAAUUCAUUUGGAAAAGGAAGUGUCACGAGACUAGGAAGUGCUGGUGGUGCUUUGGUUGAAACUUUUCCAAGUGGUUGUUUGACUUUAGAUUUUGCUCUGGGCGGAGGUCUUCCUAAAGGAAGGAUUGUUGAGAUAUUUGGUCCAGAGAGCAGUGGAAAGACGACACUAGCUCUUCAUGCGAUUGCAGAAGUACAGAAACUAGGAGGGAAUGCCAUGCUUGUCGAUGCAGAGCAUGCUUUUGAUCCAUCUUAUUCUAGGGCGUUGGGGGUGGACAUUGAAAAUCUGAUUGUCUGCCAGCCUGAUAAUGGCGAGAUGGCGUUAGAAAUUGCGGAUCGUAUGUGCAGAUCUGGAGCCAUAGAUCUCAUCUGUGUUGAUUCGGUCUCAGCUCUCACUCCUCGGGCUGAAAUUGAAGGUGAGAUAGGGAUGCAGCAAAUUGGUCUGCAAGCUCGUCUGAUGAGUCAAGCAUUGCGCAAGAUGUCAGGAAAUGCAUCAAAAGCUGGUUGUACCCUCAUUUUCUUGAAUCAAAUAAGAUACAAGAUUGGAGUAUUCUAUGGGAACCCUGAAGUCACUAGUGGAGGGAUUGCUUUGAAGUUCUUUGCAUCACUUCGCCUUGAAAUACGUCCUAUUGGGAAGAUAAAGUCCGCAAAAGGAGAUGAAGACGUUGGAGUCAAGGUCCGUGUAAGAGUGCAGAAAAGCAAAGUGUCUAGGCCUUACAAACAAGCUGAAUUUGAGAUCAUAUUUGGAGAAGGUGUCAGUAAACUGGGUUGUGUUCUGGAUUGUGCUGAAAUGAUGGAUGUUGUGGCCAAGAAGGGAUCAUGGUAUAGCUAUGACGAGCAAAGAUUGGGGCAAGGCAGGGAGAAAGCGCUGCAAUAUCUGAGGGAAAACCCUCUUAUCUGCAGUGAAAUAGAAAAGGCUGUUCGAGCUGUUAUGAUGGAGGAGACGAGACAUAUGAGCCUUAUAGCCUUUGGCCAGUCAUCAACUGCUGAAGACGAGAUCAUAUAUGAUGAGAAAUGAUCCCUCAGCAUAGCUUGUGCUUGGUUUAUCGAAAUUGUGCACACCUAUGGAACAGGGCAUCUGAUAGUCUGAUGUUGCUGAAAAUUGUCAGCCAGACACCGUUUGGAGCAGUUAUCCUCAAAGAAAGAUUUGAUCAGUUACUGCAGCAAUUUGGCUGUCAUGAAGUUCUUGUUGGAGCAAAAGGGUAUAUAAGAAUCAUUAUUCGUACACUUCAUUUGUAUCACUAUACUCUCCUUUUGUUUUAUACAUCAGGUUUCAACCAUGGCAGCUUUUUUGUAUGGUAUGAGCACCGGGAAUUGCCAUCUUUUUCUAUCUUUAUUUAGUAUGAAGGAUGACCUUUGAAUUGUGCUGUAGUAACAGAUUUCACCAAGCCUUACAGGCUUAUAAGUUAUCACCCAUCACAGAUAUAUAAAGAGAUGUUAAAAAG
Messenger RNA from Phoenix dactylifera (date palm), 1895 nucleotides. RefSeq names its product recA DNA recombination family protein (gene RECA1). Gene Ontology annotation, biological process: DNA repair. Gene Ontology annotation, molecular function: ATP-dependent DNA damage sensor activity; ATP hydrolysis activity; ATP binding. NCBI's taxonomy places the organism in Eukaryota, Viridiplantae, Streptophyta, Magnoliopsida, Arecales, Arecaceae. The record is from RefSeq and is a predicted model, not a curated record.